This is a messenger RNA of Acanthopagrus latus (yellowfin seabream), 2591 nucleotides long. RefSeq names its product lysophosphatidylcholine acyltransferase 4 (gene lpcat4). Gene Ontology annotation, molecular function: calcium ion binding; 1-acylglycerophosphocholine O-acyltransferase activity. Gene Ontology annotation, biological process: phosphatidylcholine acyl-chain remodeling. NCBI's taxonomy places the organism in Eukaryota, Metazoa, Chordata, Actinopteri, Spariformes, Sparidae. The transcript is spliced from 13 exons. Bases 518 to 2062 code for a protein of 514 amino acids. Gene Ontology annotation, cellular component: endoplasmic reticulum. The record is from RefSeq and is a predicted model, not a curated record.
UGAGUCGCGGUGGGCCGGGCCAGGCCGGUCCGGGCCGGGCCGUCAGGGCUGAGAAGGGGGCGUGACAGGUGAGGAGAGCGGUAGAAGAGAGAGAAAAAGGAUGGACUUCUUGAGAGUGCGUUCGCCAUGUGAAGGAGAGCAGAGAAAAGUAGGCUGUGAGGGUCGUUUUUAGCUAGUUAUCAUCGUCGUCCGGUUGUUUAGUUUCCGUGUUGUUGCGGGAGAACUCGUCACACUGUGUUCCGCGAGGCUUUAUUUAGUGAACGUUCUAUUUUUAAACCGACAGCGCGUGCACUUUAACGGAUCUCGGUAUAAGGAGCAGGGAGCAAACAACACGGAGAACUUUUUUUCUUUUUCUUUUUUUUUUUCUUUUUUUAAUAAAACACUUUCUGUUACCGAUAAGUAGUUGUACGUUAUUUCCUUCUUCUUCUUUUUUUUAAAUUUAAUUAAAUUUAAUUUUUUUUAAGUAUUUUUGUUUUAGUUGAACUUUUUAGUCUGUCAGGCUUGUAAACCCGUCGCCAUGGAGAGGUACGUCCGUCACUCAGCAACACAGGAGUACCCACAUCCUUUCAUUCACGAGGUGAAGAUGACGACGGCUCAGAGGAUCAGGGGCAUCAUCCUCGGCAGCGUCCUCUUCCCUGUCCGCAUCCUCCUGGCAUCUCUUCUCUUCCUCAUCAUGUGGCCUAUUGCCCGGCUGCGAUUGGCCGGCCUGUCCGAGGAGGAUCGCUCUCGACCGGUCAAGGGCUGGCGCCGCUGGCUCUUCCACUCGGUCAUCUUGUCGCUGAGCCGAGCCGUCUUCUUCUGCCUGGGCUACUUCUGGGUGAAGGUGAAAGGUCGCAAGGCGGACCUGAAGGAGGCGCCGGUGCUGGUGGUGGCGCCUCACAGCAGCUUUCUGGACAUGCUGGUUCUCUGUCCAACCGAGCUGGCGACGGUGGUGUCGCGGUCGGAGAACGCCAGCCUGCCGGUCAUAGGAGCUCUGCUGGAGUUCAACCAGUCUGUGCUUGUGAGCAGAAAGGAUCCGGAGUCGAGGAAGAAGGCCGUCGCCCAGGUCAGGGAGAGGCUGACCUCCAAUGGCUACUGGCCACAGAUGCUGAUGUUUCCCGAAGGAACAACGACUAAUGGCAGCGUCCUCAUCAAAUUCAAACCUGGUGCCUUCCUUGCCGGGGUGCCUGUCCAACCGGUUCUGUUGCAUUACCCCAACAAGCUGGAUACUGUUCGCUGGACGUACAAAGGAACAACCUGGCUUGAGGCGCUGUGGCACACAACCUCCCAGCUCUACACCAACGUGACUGUUGAGUUCCUGCCAGUUUACAACCCCUCCCAGGAGGAGAAGAAUGACCCCAACCUGUAUGCAGACAAUGUUCAGAAGCUCAUGGCCAAAGCUCUGGGAGUCCCAGCUACAGAUUAUGUGAUGGAUGGCCGAGUUCCCGUCAGUAAACUGGGCGGUCUCUCUCUCCCGGUGGAGUCACCUGCCAGGAAAACACUCUCACUGUUGCAAAGAAGUCUGGGAGCUGGUAACGUGGAAGCGGCACUGGGCAGAAUGAUUGACAGGUGUCAGACAGGAGCUCAGGGUUCAGCUCGGGCCAGUGUGGACGAGCUCGCCGACAUCCUCGGGCUGACGGACCGACAAGCAGCCGUCACCAUCUGUGGCCUCUACUACUUCAAGGAUGAAGUUGUGGACCUCCGACAGAUCUGUUUGAGCGUUGCCGCUCUGUCAGGAUUGUUCAGCUUCAAGUCGGUGCUCCACACUGCUUUUACUCUGUUUGACAGAGAGGGCAGAGGCAGCCUGAGUGCAGAGGAGCUGUCCGACCUGAUGGGGGCGCUGCUGGGUGUUCCUCAACGCAACACUGCCGAGCUUUACACUCAGGCGUCCAAUCAAGGCCAGCUUACUGAAGAACGUCUUCUGCAAGUGCUGACGACCCACCCGACGUAUCAGCGAGUGGCAAACGAGUUCAUGCAGUGCGACAACGCAGGCGCUCACCUGGCCAACGGGAAGGCCGAGAACAACAACGGCAGCAUGCAAAACGGCAACGGAUCUAUCCACUACAACAAGAAGUUCGAUUGAGGAUUUUUUUUUUUUUAUCGAUUCACGUCACUCUCUUUGCUUGGUUUGUUCUGUACUGUUCUGUGCCUCACAGGACAAACUGAAGCAGAGUUACACUUGACGAAUGAUUGUAUUUUCUUUUUUCUUUUUUCUUUUUUACAUUUGAGUGCGUUUUUGGAUGUAUGGAUGUAUUUUUACUCAAUAUUACUGUAACGUUAUACCACAAAACCAAAGUGUGUGUGUGUGUGUGUGUGUGUGUGUCGCCAGUGUGCCUUUUAAUUACCCUCAUGAUAUCUUGUUCCAGAUGCUGUUAAAGGACUCGACAACUUUUGUCAUUUGAAGCCAUAUAUUGUCUUAUUUAUAUUUAAAUUCCCUCUUUUGUAUACUUAAUGUUUUUUUCUGUGUUUUGCUUUUAACGGGACAAUCAUAAGUGCAAAAAGACUUUGUAAAUCAAAAUGAAUUUUAUGUAAAUUACUACUGCUCACGUUUUUGUGUGAACACCAGUUUUUAUAUUUAAAAAUGAAUUAAACUGUGAAUAAUUUUACGGAGA